Vitrella brassicaformis is the source of this 3610-nucleotide messenger RNA. NCBI's taxonomy places the organism in Eukaryota, Vitrellaceae. The record is from the annotation of a GenBank genome assembly.
CACUCACUCGCUCCCACAUUUGACUUGCCCUCGUUGGUCUGACGACAUUUAUGUAUGGUUCGGGACGUACGACACGAAAUACAGGUCAAGUCCUGGUGUCCUGUAUGUGUGUAUGUAACAGGACACAACCACCCAGUCAGUCGCCAUCCUGACUUCCUUUACUCACUGCCCUACUGCCCUGCUGCCCUGCCUCCUAUGCCAUGGCUAUGGUUGGUUCCUUCCUGACCGUCUGUCUCCUCCUGUUGGCCUGAAGCUGUGUGAGUAGGCAGAGCAGGUCGUCGUCCCCGUGUCCCCCCGACAUGCCGAGGGCCACCGUUGCACGAAUGACCUUUUGCAGCGGCAGGUGUGAGAUCUUGGGGAGAUCCAACACAAACACACGUACCAGCUGCUGAAGCGUCCACCGGUACUCGCGGGUCUCGGGGCACAUAACGCGGCCGUACGCAUCCACCACCUUCACCAUCUGUACGUACGUACGUACCGUACGGACCGGACCAUGCCAUGUGGGCCAUGUGGGGUGCAAGCCAAGCCACAUCAUAUCAUGCACACCACAGACACACGACAGACACAGGACAACACAACAGCCAAGCCAGAAUAGCUAUCAGAUGUCCUGUCGCCUUGUGCGUCUGUCUGUCUGUCUGUCCGUCUGUGUGUGUGUGUGUGUGACGUACGUACGUCCGCAGGCUUCAUGCGCCGUGUGAGUGAGGUGUCGGUGAUGCCCUUGUCCCGCAGGCGGCCGUGGCAUGCAUGGAAGAACCCAUACACACACGGCUGGGCGUACCGGGCCUCUUUGGCCUGGGGCCAUAGCCACACUCCCUCUGGGUCGGGGUGGGCAGCGUCACACAGGGAGCCGUCGGUACAAUCACCACUGCCGCUACCCGCAGCCCUCGUGGUCGCUUGCUGCAGCCUCUCGGCCUCGUACCUGGUCGACACAGACAAACAAACAAACAACAAAUACAUACAACACAUAUCAGUCAGUGAGUUACCUGCUCAGCUGCCAUGCCUACCCUCUCUCUCUGUCUCUCUCUCUCUCUCUGUGUGUGUAUCCAUACGCGAGUGUGCUAGAGAUGGCGUCGUGUGCGUCAGCGAAUGCGGCGCAGAGAUUCGACACCUCCUGCCAACUAAACGACUCGAUCGCGCGCGAACAAUGCUGCCCCCACACACAACACAACACACUGUACUGUAUCCCUCCCUCCCUCCUUUCCUCCGUCCGCGUGGCUUGCCUGUCUGUCUGUCUGUGUGUCUCACGUCCCUCCCUACGGUGGCGAGUUGUGCGACGAGUAUGAAGUCUCUGAGGCAGUUGCCCUUGGCCAGCGCAUAGGUGAUGCACGCCAGCGUGUUGGGGAGCGGAGGACCCUCCACUGCAGUGCACACCUUGCCGCCACUAUGUGGGCCGGUGGUGACAGUCCCUUGGUGUACUCGUGGUGCCACCCCCCUCACCCUGCCGCCCCGGGUGCCACCACCCCGCCGGCCCCUCGGGGCUGGGGGUGUAGGUGGGGAUGGCACCUCUGUCGGGGAGCUGGGGGGGUGACUGACGUCCACCAUGGUGAACAGCUGCCUGAUGUGGCCGCACACACUCGCCAGAAAGCUGAUGUCCGGGGCGCCGCUCUGAGGCACAGGCAGGCAAAGUGAGUGGAUCGGGGAGGUGUUCUAUGAGGUGCUCUGUGUGUGUGUGUGUGUAUGACCUUGGUGUAAGCCUGCAGGACCAUGCCACUGCUCUGCCAAUCACACUCGUGGAUGCGCUGAUAUUGACGCAGGGAGACAGGACAGGACAGGACAGAACAGGACAGGACAGCACGGCACGCACCAUAUGCACGUUUCGCGACAGCUGUGUGCGUGUACCUCAGCGAUGGCCGUCCACAGUAGUGGUAGGAGUGGGUCGUUGACGAGCCCCACCUUGACAUACCCAUGGGCCAACAGACACAGCUGCCGGGGGUCGGCCUCACCCAAUAAUGAAGGCAACACCUAUCACACACACACAACACACACACGCACACACGGCACGGGGAGACAGACAGACAAAGCGGCUUGGCGAUAUGCCCGUCCGUCCGUCCAUCCGUCUGUCCCUGUGUGGUGUGCCUGGACUGCCUGGGCUGCGCGUCUGCCUGCACCUGCUUGCCUGUGUGACUUGGUGGAAGAAUGCUUCGUGUAGUAUGUGCACGGCGGCAAAGGCAUGGACGGCGACGGCGAUGUUGCGGACCGACAGGACCCCUGCGGUGCAUGCCAGGUGGUCCCCCAACAUCUUGUAGAGCUCCAGGUAGCCCUGGUCGGCUCCGUCGCCCCACUUGCUAAACGAAUUGGCCAAACCCGACAACUGGUCAGCCGUCAGGCUGCUGGAAUGCUCUAUCGCAACCCUUGCCAGCUCGUCAAACAGCUUCUUGACCCUCGACCUCGUCUCGGCAUUUGUCCACCCCAACAAGGACAUCGACCGAUUGUAUGCCGUGGCCAGGCUGGUGGCGGCCUGCUGGUCAAGCUCAGUCCUCCGGCCUGGCGAGCUGACCACGUCGACGGCAAUUUGGUCGAGGAGUUGAGUGUAGAGCCCCCUCGCAUGGGCGAUGUCUGGCAGCCCAGACCAUGACAAGACCACUCUGCUGAGCUGCUGGAGCGGCAUGCGCUCCAGGUGCCGCUUGACGAGCCCCAAAAGAUGCUCCAGCACAUACAAUCGGUCUUGCUGCUGCAUGUCGGCUGAGAACUCACACAUGGCCGACACGGCCGACACGGUGCCAUGGAGCGAAAACACCUUGUGGUGCCGGCCUGUGAAGCGCCGCAGCAGCUUGGUCACCAGAGCCCCAAGGUCACCAACGCCCCCAGCACCAGCACCAGCACCAUAAUCUGUCUUGUGGAGGAAACCGCCCUCCCCAUUACGUUUGGCCUUGACGUAGCAGGUGAGUAUAAGGCCGACCUCCGCCGCGUUGAGCUUGGCCAUGUGUUCCUCAGCGGUGCUGUGGAAGGUCCUCCAGACGGUGGGAUCGUACUGCCGCCUCACGACCGCCUGCAUCAUGGCCGACAGCAGCUCGGUGACGUCGUCGGUGCCGUGUCGCAGGAGGAUCUUGCUGAUGGGGGGCGGCAGGCCCUCCAGCUCCACACCAAGCCGAUUGCGCUCUGCCAGUGCAUCGACCAUGUCGAAGGGCACCGUGUCGAUGACCUCUAGGUGGGCCUCCUUCUCGGCGCGGCUGCGGGGCUGGUGCAGCUCACCAAACGGCUUGCUGGUGCGGGGGACCGAUGAUGGUGCAACCUGGCACAGGCAGGCAGGCAGGCAGGCAGGGCAUGGCACACGACCAGGCAAUCGACAGACAGACAGACAGGCAUCCAUCCAUCCAUCGGUGCAAUCAAUAUGUUUGAGUGGGUAUGUGUGCAUGUCCUGUAAGGAUGUGCUCAUGGGCUGCGCACCUCCGUCAUGUGCGCAACGCGUGUUGCUGCCGGGGUGGAGGGGCAGACAGCAGCACCAGCAGUACUUGCAGCGAGGCGCCAUGAGGAUAUCAUCGAUGGAUGGAUGGAUGCCCAGAUCUCGAUCAACCAAUGAGGGACCCAACAGGCGUCAGUUGACUGACAUGCAAGGAACCUUUUCCAAGAGGGGCAACAGACGGGUGGGAGCGCUUUCAACAACGAACGA